AAUUGUAACAUUGGGGAGUUUGCUUCAUUGUUGAAUUAGAAACCGCACGAUAAGCACACACACUAAACAUGAGCGGACAAGCGGACAUUGCUCUCAUUGGCCUGGCCGUUAUGGGCCAAAAUCUGAUACUCAACAUGGAUGAGAAGGGAUUUGUGGUGUGCGCUUACAACCGCACGGUGGCCAAGGUCAAAGAGUUCCUCGCCAAUGAGGCUAAAGGCACCAACGUGAUUGGCGCCGAUUCGCUGAAGGACAUGGUGUCCAAGCUGAAAACUCCCCGCAAGGUCAUGCUGCUAGUCAAGGCCGGCAGUGCGGUUGACGACUUCAUCCAGCAGCUAGUGCCGCUGCUCUCGCCCGGCGAUGUGAUCAUCGAUGGCGGUAACUCUGAGUACCAGGACACAUCCCGUCGCUGCGACGAGCUGGAAAAACUGGGCCUUCUCUACGUGGGAUCCGGUGUGAGUGGUGGCGAGGAGGGUGCCCGACAUGGACCCUCUUUGAUGCCUGGUGGUCAUGAAGCCGCGUGGCCCCUCAUCCAGCCCAUUUUCCAGGCGAUCUGCGCCAAGGCCGACGGCGAGCCCUGUUGUGAAUGGGUGGGCGAUGGAGGUGCAGGACACUUCGUUAAGAUGGUGCACAAUGGCAUCGAGUACGGUGACAUGCAGUUGAUCUGCGAGGCCUACCACAUCAUGCAGAGCCUGGGACUAUCGGCUGACCAGAUGGCUGAGGAGUUUGGAAAAUGGAACUCAGCCGAAUUGGACUCUUUCCUCAUCGAGAUCACGCGUGAUAUCCUGAAGUACAAGGACGGUAAGGGACAUCUUCUGGAGCGGAUUCGUGAUACCGCCGGCCAGAAGGGCACGGGCAAAUGGACGGCUAUUGCUGCCCUGCAAUACGGAGUACCCGUAACGCUAAUUGGCGAGGCGGUCUUCUCGCGUUGCCUCUCCGCUCUGAAGGACGAGCGUGUCCAGGCCAGCAGCUUGCUGAAGGGACCAUCCACCAAGGCGGAAGUCGAAAACCUCGCCAAGUUCCUCGACGACAUCAAGCACGCUCUGUACUGCGCCAAGAUCGUGUCCUAUGCCCAGGGAUUCAUGCUGAUGCGUGAGGCAGCCAGCGAGAACAAGUGGAGGCUGAACUACGGCGGCAUUGCGCUGAUGUGGCGCGGCGGCUGCAUCAUUCGCAGCGUCUUCUUGGGCAACAUUAAGGAUGCGUAUACGUCGCAGCCACAGUUGUCGAACCUGCUGCUGGAUGACUUCUUCAAGAAGGCCAUUGAUCGCGGCCAGGACUCGUGGCGUGAGGUUGUGGCGAAUGCAUUCCGCUGGGGAAUCCCCGUCCCGGCCCUGUCCACUGCUCUCAGCUUCUAUGACGGCUAUCGCACAGCCAAGCUACCCGCCAACUUGCUGCAGGCCCAGCGUGAUUACUUUGGAGCCCACACCUAUGAGCUGCUGGGUGAGGAAGGCCAGUUCCACCAUACCAACUGGACGGGCACCGGCGGCAAUGUGUCUGCCAGUACCUACCAGGCGUAGGUUCCACCUUCUCCUCCUCUUCCACCGCUCUCACAUUCCAUGUCAUUGGCGCCGGGGUCUUUAGAUGUUUCUUUUUUUUUUUCUGGAGUACUUUAGUACUUAUUUAUACCAUUAAUAUAUGUGUAUGUAUAUAUAAUUUCAUCUUUGUUGUUAAACAUAACAUUAAAUUGGUGUUUUUUUUUUUGCUUGCAAA
Molecule: messenger RNA, 1707 nt
Organism: Drosophila eugracilis
Lineage: Eukaryota; Metazoa; Arthropoda; Insecta; Diptera; Drosophilidae
Gene: Pgd
Product: 6-phosphogluconate dehydrogenase, decarboxylating
Exons: 3
Coding region: 69-1514 (481 amino acids)
Biological process (GO): pentose-phosphate shunt, oxidative branch; pentose-phosphate shunt
Cellular component (GO): cytosol
Molecular function (GO): NADP binding; phosphogluconate dehydrogenase (decarboxylating) activity
Source: RefSeq, a predicted model, not a curated record